AUGGGCGACUCAUACGCAAUGAAGAGUGGCAGCAAAUAUGCUUCUGAGAUUCACCACUCCAGAACUUCGUCUGAAAUGGCACGCAAUGUCGAAAAGUCUGUCGAUCGGGAUGAGCAGGAGAUGGCGAGACUCGGCAAGCGUCAAGAACUGCGGAGAAACUUUGGCUUUAUGAGCAUGCUCGGCUUUUCCUGCACGCUUAUGAUAACCUGGGAGGGACUCCUAACGGUAUUCGUUUAUGGAUUGACCGACGGAGGCCCAGCUGGACUCGUGUACGGGUUUCUCUUCUGCUGGGUUGGGUACUUUACUGUUGUUGCUUCUCUGGCCGAGAUGGUUUCAAUGGCGCCCACAGCAGGCGGCCAGUAUCACUGGACGUUUCUGUUUGCUCCGAAGUCUUGUCGCAACUUCCUGUCGUUCGUUACGGGAUGGCAGUCCGUUCUUUCAUGGCAAGCUUGUCUCGCAUCGGCUGCUUAUCUCGGUGGUACCAUCAUGCAGGGGCUGCUCGUGCUUAACUACCCCAGCUAUGACUUCCAUCGCUGGCAUGGAACUCUCCUGCUUUUUGCAGUGAUCACUGUGGCGUUGCUCUUUAACACGUACCUGGCGAAGCAGCUGCCUAAAAUCGAGGGCGCCGUCUUGAUCGUGCAUAUUGUUGGCUUCUUUGGAGUGCUCAUCACUCUGGUCUAUCUUGCGCCGCAUGGAUCUGCCCACGACGUUUUCGUCAAGUAUCUCAACUCCGGAGGAUACGACAAGGGCACCUCCUUUUUUGUGGGGUUGAUUACCACGGUUUUUGCUUUUGUGGGUGCCGAUGGAGCCAUUCACAUGUCCGAAGAGAUCAUCAAUGCGUCCACAGUUGUACCAAAUUCCUUGGUGGCAUCAAUUGGCUUGAACGGUGCGAUGGGGUUCAGUAUGUUAAUCGCAAUCCUGUUUUGCAUCGGAGACAUCGAGAGCGCGCUCUCAACGCCGACCGGCUUUCCUUUCAUCGAAAUCUUCCGCCAGGCCGUCAACACGAACGCAGGAGCCACAGCCAUGAGUGCUGUGGUCCUUUCAUUGAUGAUAUUUGCAACCAUUGCUGUCUUGGCAGCCGCCUCGCGAAUGAUGUGGGCUUUUGCAAGGGACAAUGGACUGCCUGGCUCACGGUUCAUCUCUCAAGUCGAGCCUCGGACGAAAUUGCCCCUGUACUCGGUUGGGCUCUCAGUCAUGAUCACGAUGUUGUUGGGUUUGAUCAAUAUUGGUUCCAGUGCUGCCUUCAAUGCCGUUGCCUCAUUGGUGGUUUCAGGAUAUCUUUCCAGCUAUACCUUACCCAUGAUUUUACUGCUGCAUAAGAAGAUAUUCCACCCUUCGUCUAUCCAUUAUGGGCCAUGGAGAUUGGGACGAGUUUUUGGCAUCUUCUGCAACGUCUUCGGUCUCAGUUGGAUUGCCAUUGUCAUGGUCUUCAGCUUUUUCCCGGCGGACCGGACGGCUUUGUCGGCACAAACCAUGAACUGGUCCUGUCUCUUGUGGGGAGGCACCAUGAUCAUCGGAAUCGCAAGCUAUUUCGGAUACCUUCGAGGGCGUUACAAUGGCCCUGUCGUUGAGGGCGACAUUGUUGAGCAAGUUCGGGGUGUCUGA
Messenger RNA from Exophiala xenobiotica, 1605 nucleotides. RefSeq lists its product as uncharacterized. The record is from RefSeq and is a predicted model, not a curated record. Gene Ontology annotation, biological process: transmembrane transport. Bases 1 to 1605 code for a protein of 534 amino acids. Gene Ontology annotation, molecular function: transmembrane transporter activity. Gene Ontology annotation, cellular component: membrane. The transcript is spliced from 4 exons. Lineage: Eukaryota; Fungi; Ascomycota; Eurotiomycetes; Chaetothyriales; Herpotrichiellaceae.